AUGUUUCCUUUACUAGGAACAAUAUUCUAUGUCGGCCUUCUCGUAGUAAAUGCAAUGGCAGUUCUCAGCGAGGACAGGUUUUUAGCGAGAAUCGGUUGGUCGUCUUCAAAACCCCAAAACGCUGCCUUCAAUCAGUACGACCAAAACGGUUAUGGUGCGCCUCCAGGGGAGGUAGGGAUGAAGGCCAAGUUGAUAGACUUAAUCAGCGCUGUACGGACGCUCAUGCGCAUACCGUUAAUUGCGUUUAACAUCAUCGUCAUUGUGUACGAGUUGGUACUGGGUGGAUAA
This is a messenger RNA of Desarmillaria tabescens, 288 nucleotides long. RefSeq names its product ER-to-golgi transport membrane protein. The coding region runs from base 1 to 288 and encodes 95 amino acids. NCBI's taxonomy places the organism in Eukaryota, Fungi, Basidiomycota, Agaricomycetes, Agaricales, Physalacriaceae. The transcript is spliced from 3 exons. Gene Ontology annotation, cellular component: Golgi membrane; endoplasmic reticulum membrane; COPII-coated ER to Golgi transport vesicle. The record is from RefSeq and is a predicted model, not a curated record. Gene Ontology annotation, biological process: endoplasmic reticulum to Golgi vesicle-mediated transport.